AUGAGCCUCGAAGAAAAUGAGAUCAUUAGUCAAGUAAUCACCGCCCACCCAAACGUCUCAGCCGUGGCUUACCUGGGAGCCAAGCGGGGAGUUUCCGGUGAAUACAUCUGGGCAGACGCGACCGACCUGAACCUCGCCUACUGGACGUCGUAUAAUAAGCCAGCAGGGAAUGCCGACUACUUCAACUGUCUUGGGAUCAACGCCGAAAAGUAUACUCUGGGCCCCGGCGGUUGGCACCGUUGGGCGCCCAUCGUUGCCGCCACG
Molecule: messenger RNA, 264 nt
Organism: Mesorhabditis spiculigera
Lineage: Eukaryota; Metazoa; Nematoda; Chromadorea; Rhabditida; Rhabditidae
Source: the annotation of a GenBank genome assembly